Molecule: messenger RNA, 2264 nt
Organism: Dermacentor albipictus
Lineage: Eukaryota; Metazoa; Arthropoda; Arachnida; Ixodida; Ixodidae
Source: RefSeq, a predicted model, not a curated record
AAAAUAGAAAUGUGAAUUGGGUGGUGCUAGCUUUCAAUGACUAUGCAUAAUGCAAGAAACAUCAGUGUUAUUUUUGCACAGUGGCUACAUAUACAGUCGAACCCCGCUACAACGAACGUCGCUUCAACGAAAUUUUCGCUUCAACGAAAUAUUUCCAAUUCCCCGUCAGCUCGCUAUACAAAGUAAUGGAACAAAUUUCUCAUCACAACGAACCAUUUUUGGGGCGCGUUUCCGCUUCAACGAAAUUUUUGCUAUGCGAAGCUCGAUUUAAAAAUAUAUCUUACAAUAAAACAAGCAUAUCGCCGCCCAUCUAUGUACUUCCAUAGGCCCACGCUGCUUUGUUUCGCUAAACAUUCGCUGGACCAAACUAAUCCACUCACUGAAACGCACAUGAUCACCGCCAUAGCUUGGUGUUGAUGACUAUCGGGCUGGCUGCCUUGCGACAAGGCGCGGGGGCAAGCUCCCGUUUUCUUCCAAUCCAAUUCAGAGCCGCAACCAAUCCGUUGCCAAAGGACGCAGCAGCCUGGCAACAGCAGCGCGUUUGCCCUAGUUUUUUUCACUCGUGCUUGUGCUGCUAGUGCGCUGUAAUGAAUGCGAGCAUGGCGACUUCAUCUAGAAAGCGGAAGUUCCUCUCGCUUGAAGAGAAGGCACGGAUUAUCAGCGCGGCAUCCAGUGGCAGGAAAAAGGGAGAUGUUGCAGCGGACUUCGGCAUCUCACAGAGCACGCUGUCAACGAUCUUGAAGUCGAAAGACGCGAUAGCGCAAGCUCUUUCUUCGGGGACAUCCGCGAAGCGGAAAAAGCUGACGCAAGCGGCUCAUGAGGACCUUGAGAAGGCUCUGUACACGUGGUUCCUCGACGUGCGCGCAAAGAAGAUGCCGGUCAGCGGAAACAUGUUGCAGCAAAAGGCACUUGGCUAUGCCUGUAUGCUGGGCAUCAAUGAUUUCAGAGCCAGCUCAGGGUGGCUGACCCGUUUUAAGGCCAGGCAUGAAAUCGUCGCUAAAGUGCUGUGUGGGGAGUCGGCCUCAUCAGACGCCGACGCUGCAUCUGCUUGGGCAUCAGCUACUGUGCCGGAAUUAAUGGAGAAAUAUGCCACAUCAGACAUAUACAAUGCCGAUGAAACGGGACUUUUCUUCGAGCUCCUCCCCUCCAAGACGCUUCACAUGAAGGGCCAGCCAUGCAGCGGAGGGAAGCAUAGCAAAAAGCGUGUGACUGUGCUCCUGUGCUGCAACAUGGACGGGUCUGACAAGCGCUGCCCACUGGUGAUAGGCAAAAGUGCGAAGCCGCGGUGCUUCAAAGGUGGCAAGAGCCUGCCCGUCAAAUAUGUUGCCAAUAAGAAGUCUUGGAUGACACGGGCCGUUUUCAAAGAUUGGCUAACCGCUUUCGACCGUGACAUGACGGCAAAGAAACGUAAGGUUUGUUUGCUCAUCGACAAUUGCUCAGCGCAUAACGUUGAAGACGUUCAGCUUCAAAGCGUGGAAGUAAGAUUCUUCCCGCCGAAUUGCACGGCUUUAAUCCAGCCGCUGGAUCAAGGUAUCAUCAAUAGCGUUAAAAGCGCUUAUCGACAGCGACUGAUUCAGCGGCUGGUGUUAAACAUCGACACCGGUCGGGCAAUCGAAGUGGAUUUGUACAUGGCUGUACAGAUGGUCUCAGCAGCGUGGACGGCAACCAGUCGCAGUAUCAUCUACAACUGUUUUGUGCACGCCGGCUUUCACUCCGAUGCUCAACUGGCAGCGAACUCCACGUCGGACGAGGAAGGCUGCAGUACAAUUGCUCCACCCUCCACAGAGGCCAAUGCGGCAUGGGCAGCCCUUCAGGACUCCGGAGAUGUGCCGGCCGAUGUUCACAUCGGCGACUACAUCGCUGUUGACAGUGAAGUGCUAGCUCACGAGGAGCUGAGUGACGAAGCUAUAAUUGAGGGCGUUCGCCACAACGACGCAUCAUCGGAUGAUGACAGCGACGCGGAGGACUUAGCGCCACCACCUGCAAUAAAAGUGAUGGAUGCUUUUGAUGUGAUCCGCAGAUUUUUCGGUGCUCACGAUGACGACGUCGCGAUGCAACUGUUCACCGAGUGCGAAAGCCGCGCCACUGCACUCGUGGCAAAAAAAAAGAAGCAGAAGAAGCUGACCGACUUCUUUGGAAAUAAAUGAUGUUUUGGGACUAUGUGGUCCAACCUGACAGUGUUUUUGGCCUGUUUUCGCCUCAACGAAAUUUCGCUUUAACGAAAUUUUUCGCGCGCCCCGUCAGUUUCGUUGUAGCGAGGUUCA